AUGUCAGAUUCAGAAAAUACCAGGCGACUUGUCCUGGCAAUUAUAGACUUUUUACAGAAUCAAUUGACCACUCGAAAUGAUUUAUCACUUGAAGAUAGAGAAAGCCUAGAAAUAGCUAUGGAAUGUCUAAUAUUGGCUUACGAUGUCGAAAAUACUGAUUACAUCCAGCGAAGACCAUUGCUGGAUAUGUUUAUGCAAGUUGCUAAUCCAGUUAGUAUUCAAAACAAGAUGGAAGCCGAAUCGCAUAAAAUGUCCGGCAAUGCAAAAAUGAUGCAGGAACAGUAUUCCGAAGCUGAAGAAGAAUACUCCAGGGCAAUACAAUUGGAUCAAUGGAAUGCUGUAUAUUACUGCAACAGAGCAAGUGCUCGUAUCAAGUUGGAACAUUUUUUCGAAGCCAUUUCUGAUUGCAGACAAGCCUUAUUACUCAAUCCGGACUAUGCGAAAGCUUAUGCCAGAAUGGGACAAGCUUAUGCUUUAAUGAACAGACAUAGACGAGCCGCUAGAUGUUAUCGACAAGCUCUGGAGUUAGAACCAGACAAUGAAAGAUACCAGAAUAAUUUGAGGGUAGCUGAAAGCCAAGCAGCUUCACAACCAAACAUGGACAUGGGAAAUCUAAUACACAGUAUGGUUUCUUCCCUUUUAUUGGGUGGUUCACCAAUGCCUGUAAGCUCUGGAAUGGCUGGACCUGGUCCAUCUUUCGUGAUAGUAGGUGAUCCACACACUGAAGAUCAAUGCUCAGCUAAUCAUUCUAAUAACGAUACAAGUGAAUCUUCAGCAACAAAUAAUCAAACUGUUGAAGAUAAUAAGCAGUCCACUGGCAAGCAAGAAGGUAACGAAACUUCUGAGAGAAGAGGGGAGGAUGAACCUUUACAUUUGAGAGUUCUGUUUGGAAUACCGGUUGUGUCAUAUGGAGAAGACUCGAGUGAGGAUUCGAGAUCAAUGGAGCCUCAGACGACGGGACAAAAGGGCAAUAUAACAGAAGAUCAAAAUCAAAAUGGUGCUCAGAACACAGACUAUAAUAAAGCUCAGAAUGAAGUUAAGACAAAAAAAGAUAUUGCUGAUGAGAGUCAACGAGAAGAAAGCUCAAAAUUCCCCGAAAGAAGAGAAGAGCCUGACAGCACGAAUGCCGAUGGUCAAAGUCCACAACAAGAAAGUUCAAAAGAUCAAGCAACAUCAAAAGAUAAAACUGAAAAGAACAUCAUGCCAAUUUUUGGUCAAGUCAUUCAGAAUACACUUUUUGGGAAAGCUGAUAAUUCUGCAACAAAUGGAACAAAUCAUUCAAUGAAGCAAGACCUGGGAAGACAACAGAAUAAUCCGAAUUUGACUAAGACAGAAGAAAGAGGGCAGUCAAGCACGUCUGAGAGGGGUUAUUUAUUUAAAACUCCUGAAGGAGAUACCAGACAAAGACAACAAUCUGCAGGAAUCAGCAUGGCAGAUAUUGCAAACUUUUUUCGAAAUAUAGCGAGUUCUGAUCGACAAAAUGCCAAUCAGCAUAAUGGUAGCCAACUCAAAGCAUCAUCUUCUAAAGAAAAUGAAAAAAGUAACGAUCAAAAUAAAGAUAAAUAUCAGCAGGGCCAUGUGUCAUCUACUCAAGAAAAUCAACCGGACAUAUUAACAUUACCUGAGAAUACGCCUUCAAACGAAAAAGAGGAGAAUACGAAAACAGAAAUUGACUCCUCAGGUUCUGAUGAUAAACAGGAAACUGAUGAAAUUUCAGAAGGAAGCAACAAAUCUAAAGCACAUGAGGAGGAUAAUAAAGACAAAUAA
This is a messenger RNA of Argiope bruennichi, 1767 nucleotides long. RefSeq names its product general transcriptional corepressor trfA-like. The transcript has a single exon. Gene Ontology annotation, biological process: post-translational protein targeting to endoplasmic reticulum membrane. The coding region runs from base 1 to 1767 and encodes 588 amino acids. Gene Ontology annotation, cellular component: membrane; TRC complex. Gene Ontology annotation, molecular function: protein binding; molecular adaptor activity. The record is from RefSeq and is a predicted model, not a curated record. Lineage: Eukaryota; Metazoa; Arthropoda; Arachnida; Araneae; Araneidae.